AUGGCUCCCACUACCCACCAACGUCGUUCUAGCACUGCAACCCCUGUGACUGCAAACCUGCUGCCAGGCUUUGCUUUUGCUUUCGACAUUGAUGGUGUCCUACUCCGAUCUUCUUCGCCAAUCCCUGGAGCAUCCGAAGCGUUGAACCUACUCCAUUCAAACAACAUUCCCUUCAUCUUAUUGACCAAUGGAGGAGGCAAACAUGAGAGUGCUCGGGUCGCAGAGCUGAGCAAGAAACUCAAUGUUCCCCUCACUGAAGAGAAUUUUGUUCAAUCACACACACCAUUCAAACAACUUGUUGAGGGAUCAGAUGCUGCGGAGAGUCUCAAGGACAAGACAGUUCUUGUUACUGGUGGAGAUGGAGAUAAAUGUCGAAAGGUCGCAGAAAUGUAUGGCUUUAAUAAAGUCGUGACUCCUGGGGACAUCCUUAUGGCUUACCCAACUGUUUGGCCCUUCAACCAAAUCUUUAGCGAGUAUUACAACAAGGCUACACGACCUCUUCCUAGACCUGUUGAUCUCCUCAAUCUUUCAGAAUCUCUCAGGUUCGAUGCUAUCAUGAUCUUCAAUGAUCCUCGUGAUUGGGCCUUGGAUACUCAAGUGGUACUUGAUCUUCUCUUAUCUGAAAAGGGCAUCUUGGGUACUUAUUCGCCCAAGAACGGCGACGCAUCACUUCCCAAUAAUGGCUGGCAACAAGACGGGCAACCCAAACUCUUCUUCUCGAACCCAGACCUCUUUUGGGCAACUAACCAUCACAUGCCUCGUCUUGGCCAAGGAGGUUUCCAAGCAUGCCUCGAAGGGGUUUGGAAGGCUACCACCGGUGGUGCAAAGCUCGAACGCACUGUUAUUGGCAAACCACACGCAGCAACAUACAAGUAUGCUGAGCGCGUACUACACAAAUAUCGUACACACAUGCUCGGCGGUAAUGGCGAAAGUAAGAGAAAGCUCCCACAUUUGAAGCGCGUUUUUAUGGUCGGCGAUAAUCCAGAGUCUGACAUUCGUGGUGCCAAUGAAUUCGAAUCAUCUCACGGCACAGACUGGACUUCGGUUCUGGUCAAGACAGGUGUUUAUAGAAGUGGCACUGUUCCUGCUCAUAAGCCAAAGGCAAUCGUUGGAGAUGUCUACGAAGCUGUCAAGUGGGCUUUGGAACAGGAAGGCUGGCAUACUGUUCAUGAAUGA
Molecule: messenger RNA, 1176 nt
Organism: Sclerotinia sclerotiorum 1980 UF-70
Lineage: Eukaryota; Fungi; Ascomycota; Leotiomycetes; Helotiales; Sclerotiniaceae
Exons: 3
Coding region: 1-1176 (391 amino acids)
Biological process (GO): glycerophospholipid biosynthetic process
Cellular component (GO): mitochondrion
Source: RefSeq, a predicted model, not a curated record